This is a messenger RNA of Suillus bovinus, 612 nucleotides long. RefSeq lists its product as uncharacterized. The transcript is spliced from 2 exons. Lineage: Eukaryota; Fungi; Basidiomycota; Agaricomycetes; Boletales; Suillaceae. The record is from RefSeq and is a predicted model, not a curated record. Bases 98 to 469 code for a protein of 123 amino acids.
AUAACGUGUUUGUCUCUGCUACGAGUCUACGAGUGACUGCAUAUGCAUGGCUGUUACAGCGCGGCAUCUGCCGUGAUGCACUUAUUUCUCUGCCAUCAUGUCCGGCACUCAGUAUAUUCCUCACAUACUAUACUCAACAGCUUUGACCUCAAUUUCUAUGCACUCGCUGUGGCAGCGAAAAACAGCUGACGAAGACCGAGCAAGGCUCAAGGCUCAAACUUCCAUUCUGCAAGACCUCAUCGAUCAACUUCGUUCGGGCAAGCCAAUAUCUGACGAAGAGAUAAAGAAGUCGCGUAACCUUGCCUGUAUACAUGGAGAGGGAAAACAGUCUCUCGACAAGGACAAACCUAACAUUGGAUGGAUGGAUGUGUUAUGGGGCCGAAAAACGCCUGCAGACCUUGGUGUUAGUGAUGAAUGGGAACGAAAAGACCUGGAGCAAAUACGGAAAGAAAUCGAGGCAGAGCAUUGACUUUUUUGAGUUCCUUACUUGGUGAGUAUCGUCCAAACGAUUUCUACCUGUACACACAAUAUACACCGGACCAAUAAAUAUACAGUGCAUAUGUGCGCCUACACGAACUUCUCCCUUUUAACAUAUGCAACAUAAAAUCUCGU